AUGAUCAAUGACCUCCUUCCUCUCCGAGAUCACCGAGGUGAGAUUGGGGGCGAGAAGACGACCAACACCAUUAAAACGGUACACACACUGUUGAAUUCGUGCGGCCUAUCCAAUUCUGGUGUCCAUGUUAUUAUUCCCGGAGAUCACCAACGUCCAUGGAAUCCGCCUCUCGGGUAUAUUUGCUUAUACGAGGGAUUCUUCUCUCAAUGCCGGUUGUGGUUCCCUCUUCCUAAUCUGCUCAGCCAAUAUGCUCAUCGCCGUAAAAUUCCGAUAUGCCAACUCUCCCCAGGAAGUAUCUGCAACUUCGUCGCCGCUCUCACUUUCACAGCUGAGGCUGAAGUUUUUCUUGGAAUUGAAUGCUUUGAGAAGUUAACAAAUUUUAAGAAUAGCCAAGGUAGUGAGUUGUGGAUGGUUAACACGAAGCCAGCUCAUAACUUCCUUCCUGGGGAAAAAGUUAGUAACUUCAAGAAGUUGAGAGCUCGCUAUUUCUUUGUCCGAGUCGAUGAUCGCUCUUUCAAGAAUCCGAAAUGCAGUCGCCGAAGAGUGUGGAACGAUUCGCCUGCUCGCCCUUCUUCAGCUCAGAAACUACCUCCUAGAUUUCAGCACGUCAAGGACUCUCUAUUCGGUGUAGCUGAGCGUAGCUGGGAUCAAGUCUCUCGACGUCGUGUGGAAGCAGCAAUGGUUAAGGCGAGGACGAAGUUUGCCAGUUUCGCAAGUUCGUUGGGUCGAACUUCCGAGGUCCCACCGACCACAAUUGUCAACGCCGAGAUGCUCCGAUCUGUGAAUCCACACGAGGAACGGAUCGCCGAUCCCAAAUCAGAGCAAGCGAGGAAUGAAUUCAUCGAUAUUGAGGAUGGUGACGAGCUCCCGGCUCUUGGUUUUGAGGACGAAAACGUAGCUCCCAAUGACUCAUCCCCUCCUCCACCGACUGAGCCGACCAUCUCAGUACAGCUCGCCCCGGAGCCAAGUAGCGGUUCUAAAAAGAAAAGGUCCAAGAAGGAUAACGGCAAGGACAAAAGCAAAGAAAAGGGCAAAGGAAAAGGCUCCGCCCAGUCGGAAACGCUCUGCGGAAGAGGCCGGCCUCGAAUCCUAUGA
Camelina sativa (false flax) is the source of this 1095-nucleotide messenger RNA. RefSeq names its product meiosis-specific protein ASY2-like. Lineage: Eukaryota; Viridiplantae; Streptophyta; Magnoliopsida; Brassicales; Brassicaceae. The record is from RefSeq and is a predicted model, not a curated record.